GUCAAACAUAAGGACUGGAUAUCUAUUGGAGGGACCAAUUCCUGUGUCCGACUGAAGACCAAUACCUGGAUAUGAUUCGCAAGAAAACGGGCGGACUCUUCACAAUGGCUGUCAAAUUCAGUCAAUUGUUAAGCAAUUGUCAUGAAAUAGAUUUUCAGCCAUUUAUCCACAUUUUGGGCGAUUAUUUCCAGAUUAGAGACGAUUACGCAAAUCUGGUUUCAGAUCAGUACAACGAAAGCAAAACUUUUUGCGAAGACUUGACUGAAGGAAAGUUUUCAUUUCCAAUAAUACACGCGAUUAACAGCGAUCUCAACGACACUACAGUUAUCGAUAUACUACGGAUGCGAACCAGAGAUCGCGUACUGAAGGAAAAGGCGUUGAAAAAAAUGCAGAGUUUAGGUUCACUCGAGUAUACAUUGAAUCGUAUGAAACAAUUGGAUGCUAUAGCCAGGGAUGAGGUGAAACGAUUGGGUGAUAAUCCGGAAAUGAUCAUGAUUUUGGAUAUUCUCAACAAAAUU
Molecule: messenger RNA, 518 nt
Organism: Medioppia subpectinata
Lineage: Eukaryota; Metazoa; Arthropoda; Arachnida; Sarcoptiformes; Oppiidae
Source: the annotation of a GenBank genome assembly